GACGCGGGUCGCGGCUUCAAGGAGAAAGAUUCAGGCGACAGGAAGCUCAGUGAGGGAGCACGUGAUGCGCGUUGCCGGGCAACGCUGAGAGUUUGUGGGAGGAGCUACGUCUAGUUCCAGAAGCGGAGCGGUGCGCUGUAACCCUCAGCUCCAGACGCAGACAGAUGGGCCGAGGCCACCAUGUGUCCUGCACUACAGACAGAUCUCAAACAGGAGGUCUUCAGGGACCCCUAUGAACGUUUCAUGCAGCACCACCUUCAGUACUAUGGUUACUUCAGAGACCUCAAGGCUAAAGAAGAAGAGUUCUUAUCACGAGCAGGGCAGCGGAAAACAGAACGGGACGAGGCAGAAAGUGACUCCGACCUGCAGUAUUCUCGGGACGAUCAAAAGAAGCUCAUGUAUUCUCUGUUACUGAAUGGAUCCAUCUUUAAGAGCAGACAGGUUGUGUUUGAUAAUCAGGAGGGUCAGGUUGUCCCACGCCUCACCAAGCCCCGCGAUUUGUUCUCAUCUUCCAAACACAACGGUGUCCUACAGCUUCCGCGAUGGCCGAAAGAAUGUGAAAUUAUCAACGGAGAAAUCACGCAUAUUGAAUGGGAUCCACCAGAUCCUGAGUAUUUCUACGUCCACACGGGGAAGGAAAAAACCCCGCAAGUUUCUUCUGAAGGCAAAAAGAAAGUCGUAUAUGAGAUUAAAGAAGCUUUCAAAGGCUCUUUCUUCACGGGAUCUCGCACAGGAGGACGUCGCUGCGCCAACAACAUUCCCUGCAGCAGUUCCGAGGGUCAGGAUGACAGAGACCUGCAGUUUGAAUCACGCUUUGAAAGCGGAAAUCUUCAGAAAGCCGCCAAAGUUGGGAAGUACGAGUAUGAGCUGACCCUACGCACUGACCUCUACACCAGCAAACACACUCAAUGGUAUUACUUCCAGGUGAAGAACACAAAGAAAGGCGUCCCAUUCCGCUUCACCAUCACCAACCUGAUGAAGAGCAACAGCUUGUAUAACGCAGGCCUAAAGCCGUUGCUGUACUCCCAGAAGGAAGCCCUGCUACGUGGUGUUGGGUGGAAGAGGGAAGGCCAAGACAUUAAAUACUAUAAGAGCUCCGUAUCCCAGGAUGGGAAGAGUUUGUAUUGCUUGACAUGGACCUUUGAAUUCCCACAUGAUGAUGACACGUGUUACUUUGCUCACUGCUAUCCGUAUACCUACUCUGACCUGCAAAGGGAUCUCCAUAGUGUGGCAAUUGACCCUGUGCGCUCUCAUUACUGCAAGAUACGAUCUUUGUGUAGGAGUUUAGCGGGUAACACCGUCUACCUGCUUACCAUUACUUCUCCAUCUGCGAACCUCUCAGAAGCUGCUAAGAAGAGAGCCGUGGUGGUGACGGCGAGAGUCCACCCUGGUGAAACCAAUGGCUCCUGGAUGAUGAAAGGUUUCUUGGAUUUCCUUCUGAGUGAUUCUCCAGAUGCUCAGGUCCUGCGGGAGACAUUUAUCUUUAAAGUGGUCCCCAUGCUGAACCCUGAUGGUGUCAUUGUCGGAAACUAUCGUUGCUCUUUGACCGGCAGGGACCUAAACAGGAACUAUAGAAGCGUGCUGAAGGAUUCCUUCCCGUGCAUUUGGCACGCUCAGGAUAUGAUUAAAAGGCUCCUGUCCAAAAGAGAAGUUCUUCUCUAUUGUGAUUUCCACGGACACAGCCGAAAGAGUAACGUCUUCAUGUACGGCUGUAACAACAAGAACCACCCAGAAACCAGAUUGCAAGAGAGGGUAUUUCCUCUGAUGCUGAGCAAAAAUGCACCCGACAAGUUCUUUUUUAAAGGGUGUAAGUUUAAAGUACAAAAAAGUAAAGAAGGAACAGGACGGAUUGUAAUGUGGAGGAAGGGUAUAAGAAACAGCUAUACCAUGGAGUCAACAUUUGGAGGAUCCACUCUAGGUGACAGAAAUGGCACCCAUUUUACAACAGCAGACCUAAAAUCCAUGGGCCGGCACUUCUGUGACGCAUUGCUGGAGUAUUGCAAUCCAGACAGCACCAAGUUCCGUUUAUGUUUGUCUGAGAUUCAGAGUUUAGUUGAAGAAGAAAUAAGAGAAAAACUGAAACAACUUGGACGUGAAGUCGAUUCAAACGUCACUUUGAGCGACAUCUCGUUGUCAGACAUUGAAUCCAGCACCAGUGGCUCCAACAGCUCCGAAUCAGACGGUCUCCCUGCCCAUUUACUAAACAUUGCAGAAAAGUUUUAUAAGAAGAAGAAGCGAUUACGAUCACGAAAGGAGAGAAACAGUUUGUAUCGGAAGCAAAACUCCAAACAGAAACCAAAGCCAAGUGAUGUUAAUGACAUUUCUGAACCUUCUGGCCAAACGGUUAGACCUGCGCGCUCCAGAAUAUCAGGGAAAUUAGACAAGGGGAGAACAAAUGUGAAGGUGAAGGAUCGGGAAGGUUCAUUAUCACAGGCGUCGCAGUCGGAAGCGCCACAGACCACGCCGGCACAAAGCUCAGAAAGACACAUCCUUUCCUAUUCCCGGAAGCAAGAGCCUGUUUCUGUCAAGACUCAGCUGAUCAGCAAACUUCCAACCGCCUAUGUUGGGGAUUUCUCGAUGGUCGGCAAUGUGUGCCAUCGUCAUGCGGCUGUCAGGUCUCGUGAACCUGGAAAUGGGAACCGCCUGCCUCUCAUCAUAACGGUAAUUCAAAGAACCAGCGUCCCUCCAUCUCCUAUCAAACAGCAUCCUCCUCCCUUCCACACCAUGCUGGACUACAACGGCGACAGAAGACAGGUUGCAGACCAUGUUCUCAGAAGAGAAACAACAUUUACAUCCCGUGCAUUAAUCCCUACAGCUGGGACAAAACCAUCCAGCUUUGCAUCAAGCAUAGAAAAACAAAAACACCUUGAAAUGUCUGCAGCCCCCAGCGAUCUACAGCUCGGCCUUAGCCCCAAAACCCGAAGGACAAACAGAAUGCGCAAGGAGUCUAUCAUCUCUCUAGUAUCAUCAGACUACUUUGACAGAUUACUUCUGAAGCCAAAGACCGAUCGAUCUGACCAUGCCAAAAAAUUGCGCGCCGUUACCAGGUCACAGUCAAAUCUAUCU
Messenger RNA from Spea bombifrons (plains spadefoot toad), 3066 nucleotides. It is a transcript of the gene AGBL2, whose product is annotated as AGBL carboxypeptidase 2. The annotation marks the transcript as partial. The transcript is spliced from 21 exons. The record is from RefSeq and is a predicted model, not a curated record. Gene Ontology annotation, biological process: proteolysis. Gene Ontology annotation, molecular function: zinc ion binding; metallocarboxypeptidase activity. Lineage: Eukaryota; Metazoa; Chordata; Amphibia; Anura; Pelobatidae.